This is a messenger RNA of Arabis nemorensis, 528 nucleotides long. Lineage: Eukaryota; Viridiplantae; Streptophyta; Magnoliopsida; Brassicales; Brassicaceae. The record is from the annotation of a GenBank genome assembly.
AUGGCACCAAACGGGAGAAGGAAGAGUGUGAGCGGAAGCGUGGUGAAGCCGCCACCUCCACCAAAGCUAGCGAAGGAGUCACUGCAUAGGACUCUAUCAGACUUAUCGUUGGAUUUCAAAAGAGAAGAAGAGAAGGGACUCGUGACGAUAUCGGAGGUGGAGAAGGCAAAGUGCGAGUGUUGCGGGAUGAAGGAGGAGUGCACGAUGGAGUACAUCGAGAGGGUGAGGGAGAAGUACUUAGGGAAGUGGAUAUGCGGUCUAUGCUCAGAGGCGGUGAAGGAGGAGAGGGAGAAGAGGGAAGAGAAUGGGCUCGAAGGGGCCUUGAAGGAGCACAUGAGCGCCUGCCUCAGGUUCAACAAGCUUGGGAGGGAGUAUCCUGCUCUGUUCCAAGCAGAGGCCAUGAGAGAUAUGCUCAGGAGAAGAAGGAGGGGUCAGUCUAUUAGCCCUAAACCCACUACUAUUCACAAUAAGCCUGCUAUUUCCCGCACUUCAAGUUGUAUCCCUGCCAUCAACAGAGACCUUAAUUAA